AUGGACGCCUUUAAUCCCAUCUCUGAGGCUCAGCGGCUCCAGGAGGAGCAGGAGAUACUUGAGCGUGACAGGAAGCGGCAGCAGGAGAAAGAGGAACGUGAGCGACGUGCGGCACAAGAAAAAGAGGCGGAGGAGCGGAGGAAGCGAGAGGAGAUGGAACGCCUUAUUGAGGCGGAGAAGAGACGUAUAAAACAGGAGGAGGAAUGGCGCAAACUUGGGACGGAUAUCAUUCAGAACCUUCCUCCCGUACCACCCUCCGUUGUUAGCGAGGGUCUGGUACAAGCAUGGUACCUUGACGACGAAACCUCAAAGCCAACGCUUCGAACUGCGAGCUUAAAAAAAGGGAAGAAACGCGACACUCCGCCCGUGACGCUGCAGCAACUGAAGGAUCUCGGCGUCAUUUACUAUGAUAUAAACUUGAACGACUUUUCCAUUGUCAGGCAGUUGGUGAAGGAACGCCUUUAUAAGCAUACGGAUGAGGUGCAUAUUUCACAGACAUGUAAAGAUGAGUCUUUUUUGGAGCGUUGGUUCCAAGAGCACUUCAACGAGGAUGAGCAAAUUCGCAUUGUGAUUGACGGCUCCUGUUACUUUGAUGUGCGCUCCAAGCAGGAUAAGUGGAUUCGUAUUUAUGCAAAAGCGGGAGAUUUGUUUAUUUUUGCACCAGGUCUUUAUCAUCGUGGAACCCUGGAUGAGGAUGACUACGUUGCACUCUACCGUCUUUUUCGCGAUUCUCCACGUUUUGCCCCCUUUUUCCGCUCCGACGCACGGGCCGAGUCGCAGAAGGUACGUCUGAAUUAUUUAAUGUCACUAAAGAAGGGAAAUGUUGCGGCAGAGAUUGGGUUUCGCUGA
Molecule: messenger RNA, 849 nt
Organism: Trypanosoma cruzi
Lineage: Eukaryota; Euglenozoa; Kinetoplastea; Trypanosomatida; Trypanosomatidae
Exons: 1
Coding region: 1-849 (282 amino acids)
Molecular function (GO): acireductone dioxygenase [iron(II)-requiring] activity
Source: RefSeq, a predicted model, not a curated record